Messenger RNA from Cylindrotheca closterium, 918 nucleotides. NCBI's taxonomy places the organism in Eukaryota, Bacillariophyta, Bacillariophyceae, Bacillariales, Bacillariaceae. The record is from the annotation of a GenBank genome assembly.
AUGCAAGCUACACACCAACCGUGCAACCCUGCUAUUCCACCUAGCGGAACCCAAGUGCAAGAGAUGUUUGAGCUUUCCACGUGGCUCGAUGAUGUCUUCACCAGCGAGCAACAGCCCACUCCUUUCACUGCUCCAUCACCAGAUCUUGAAAUCGAACCCGACAUGUUUCUUUCCACGCCGAUUGACGGCAUGGACCACGAAGUCGAUAUUAUCGCUUCGUCGGAUGGGCUUUCGUCAUUGGAUUUGUUGGAUAUUAUCCAUCCAGUCUCGCCAACUACUUCACCUUGUGCAUCCAUUACCACUGACAGCCUCGUUCCCGAGAUGGAUGCAUUUAAAUUGCAACCACAAGCAGAACAGCCUGCUGUUUCUCUCCCCCCUACCAAAAGAAAGCAGCCUUCGGCUUCUACUCAUCUAGUCUCUGACUCCAGCGACAAUGAGGAUGCUACACGAAGAAGCCCGAAGAGGCAACGCAAAGCGCAACAUACAACGAAACCCGUCAAGGCGGUUUCGGCUCCGGUCAAGUCAAAACCACAAUCCGUUGUCGCGGCGACAAAGGUUGCUAUUUCAAACCUCAAAACAAAGAUCCCCGACGUUGCUGUCAAGAAGCAAAUCAGACGGGAGAAAAACCGUGAACAUGCCAAGAAGAGCCGAUCGAAGAAGCGUGACUACAACACGGCUCUGGAAGAAUCUGUCAUGGCCCUACGCGAAGAAAACAAAAAAUUGAGAGAAUUGGUCUGCAGCCAAUUCGGAGAGGCCAAGGCCGCGACCAUGGUGAAAGAGCGCAUCCGCACUCCAGAAGACAAAAUGAUCGAGGCCUUGAAGAAGCCAUCCAACAAGGUCCUCAGCAAAAGUGUUGUGCACUUUCUCCAAAGUCUACGAAGUGACAUCAAAAUGAAGCCCAGCAGUGCAAGCAGAUAA